Culicoides brevitarsis is the source of this 1944-nucleotide messenger RNA. RefSeq lists its product as uncharacterized. The transcript is spliced from 6 exons. The record is from RefSeq and is a predicted model, not a curated record. Bases 1 to 1944 code for a protein of 647 amino acids. NCBI's taxonomy places the organism in Eukaryota, Metazoa, Arthropoda, Insecta, Diptera, Ceratopogonidae.
AUGUGUAAAGGAUAUCUUUUGAUGAUUUCAAUCCAACUUUUGUCACUGUCAACACUUUUCCUCGUCACAUCAGCAACAUUUUCCCUCCCAUUCGGCAAUUAUCAGAGAAAUGCAGCACCUCCUCCGCCUCCGCCGAUGUUCAAACCAAUUUCCCGUUCGGGUCCUUUGGGCAUUCAACGUCGUGAACCAGCGCCUUUGGUAUUUCCGGGCCCUCUGAGUCGCAUGAAGAUGCGUGAUAGUUUCCGUGCCGCUACUGCGGGACUUCCCAUGCGAACUUUGAUGCUUCAAUUACGCGGAAGCCCGAGUCGAGGUAUGGCGCAAUACGUCAAAGCGCCUCCAGAAUUCAAAUAUUUGAAACCAAAUUCGUUGCCAUCGUCGCCAGCUCCAACUUUGAUCGUGAAACCGCUGAAAUAUGAGUCGCCAUCGAAGCAUGUGAGACCAACGUCGGAUUAUUCGUUUGAAAAGCCACACGUUCAUACGACGAAAUUGCAAUUAAGAGUGCCUGUGGAUGCAAAUGCAGGAGCAAUUCGAACGAUUCCAGCGCCAAAUUUGUCCGUGCAGGAUAAUAAAAUUCAAUUUUUCUCGGAUCAGAAGGAAACGCCAAAAGUUCCCUUUAAAAGGCCCGCUCAAGUACAACAAUAUGAGGUCGAAGAACAAACGAACGACGUAACUUUCAAAGAUCCAUAUUCCGGAAAACACACUUUGUGGGCUCCUGAUCCAGAUCCAACUCUGCCAGGACCUCGCGUGAAGCCAAGUAACGAUCCUUUAAGUCGCCCAAGCAAUUAUCAAUCAUUGCCAGCUGAUGUUUCAGCACAACUUGCUCAAGCCCAACAAUACAUCGCAAGUCCCGCCCAACAUCAAUCCAUCGUCGCUGCUGCUCCUUACGCUUACGUUCAAAGUCAAACUCCUUACGAUUAUCACUCGUACGCUUACACUUACGUGCCUAUGCAACAAGCAGCAUCGACCCAUACCGCGAAUUAUCAACCCACAAUGCUUCAGGGAAUGGCGCCUUACAAUCCCUCGUAUCUCGUGUCGCAAUCCAAUCAACUUUUCAACCAACAUCAGCAAAAUCUGAACUUGUACAAGCAACAAGAACCGAAUUAUAUCCAAGAAUUUGCGCAAAAUUCGUUGACUUAUAAUCCGUAUGCCGCAAAAUUACAACAACAACAACCUCAGUACAACGCUUAUGACGUCGCUGCGGCGCAACUUCAGCAAAUUCAGGCGUUACAAGCAGCGGCAACUCAACUCCAAUAUCAGGAUCAAACGCAAGCUGUUCCAUACAAUCCUCAUUAUCCAACCAAUGAAAAUGUCGCAGAAUCACAAAAUGCUCAUGCCUAUACCCAAUUAAUUGAAGCCCAAGACUACAAUCCGUACGCUACAAGUACUCAACCUCCUCUUUCGGCGAAGGAUUUGGCUUCAAUCUUCAAAUAUGGCACGUUAGCUCAAAGUUCAGAGGAGUCUAAUGAACAAUUAAACGAUGGAAGUUACGCGAAUACGGCUUAUUACAAUCAAUAUACGCAACAAACGCAAGAUAACUUCCAACCAUCGCACGGAAAUACGGAAAUUCUUCAACCACAAGAGACGCUGACACCCCAAAGUGCCUUCGAGCAACAUCAACAAGCACUUGCCGCGCAAUUAAGUAAUGCGCAUCAAGGACAAAAUUAUCCAUCGCAUGGUUCUUUGAGGAUUUAUGUGCCUGAUGAGGCCCAAUCAAAAAGCGACGAAAACAUCGAUCCCGAACCAACAGCGUCAGAAACUGAAAUUCAAAAACAAAAAAUCGAAGAAAUUUCCGCAGACGAUCGUCUCGACAACAACUACUACGACGGCGAAUACGAAUAUGAAAACGAAGAAGACGUUCCAGCAACAGAUGACACAAAGAAAAACGCAUCGACAGGCACCGCAUCAACGUUAACGAAUCAUCAAAUGGAAUCCAAAGAGAAAUAA